Molecule: messenger RNA, 3374 nt
Organism: Corvus hawaiiensis (hawaiian crow)
Lineage: Eukaryota; Metazoa; Chordata; Aves; Passeriformes; Corvidae
Gene: CPEB1
Product: cytoplasmic polyadenylation element binding protein 1
Exons: 11
Coding region: 555-2015 (486 amino acids)
Biological process (GO): negative regulation of cytoplasmic translation
Cellular component (GO): neuron projection; nucleus; synapse
Molecular function (GO): mRNA 3'-UTR binding; ribosome binding; mRNA regulatory element binding translation repressor activity
Source: RefSeq, a predicted model, not a curated record
GUGGGAUGUGCCUGCUCGGGCUGGACCAGAGAUAAUGGGCUGCUCUCUGGGUAGUGGGGGUUGAAGGUUAUCCUUGUUACUCAGGGGUAAACAAUGCCGAGUCAGUGAGAGGCACAGUGGCCAGGCUCAACCAAACAGAUUAUGCCAGCAGAAUUGCGAAGCUUUGCAUCGGCUCUGAAUCGGAGCCAGCAGCUGGAGGCUGGCCAGGACUAAAGUGUUUUUGGGUUUUGUGGGUGGAGGGAGGCGGGGACAGGAGAGCUGGGUAGCACUAAAACUAACUGUGCUCUGUCGCUGCUGCUCUCGUCGUUGCUGGGGGGUUUGCUGCCUCCAGCUUGGUGUCUGCUGUGCUGACGAGCCCUGCUUUGUGCUGCCUGCCUCCCCUGAUUUACUGGAGCUGCUCCUCUUUCCUCCUGCUACCGUCUUGUCUGUCAGGGGAAAUCUUACCCUUUCUUCUUAGCUUUAUUUUGUAAGAGCUGAUGCAGUUCUCUUGCAUGGCUGAGUGACGUCACUGUCAGCACAACAUCCAGGACUCUGAAGAAGCAGUGGCAAGCAGGAUGCUCUUCCCUACAUCCACGCAAGAGUCUUCCCGUGGCCUCCCAGACACCAACGAUCUGUGCCUUGGCCUGCAGUCCCUCAACCUGACAGGGUGGGACAGACCCUGGAGCACCCAGGACUCUGACGCUGCAGCACAAACCAGCACACAGUCCGUUCUCAGCAUGCUGAGUAACCCUCUUGGGAACGUCCUGGGGAAGCCCCCGCUGGGUUUUCUGCCUUUAGACCCCAUUGGUUCAGACCUGCCAGAAAAGUUUUCCACACCAUCGCUGAGGAACUCCCGCUCCCUCCUGGACUCCCGCUCCAGCAGCCCCUCGGACUCGGACACCAGUGGGUUCAGCUCUGGUUCUGACCACCUCUCAGACUUGAUUUCAAGCCUUCGCAUCUCUCCUCCUCUGCCCUUCUUGCCUCUCAGUGGGGUAUCAAGAGACCCCCUGAAGAUGGGAGUGGGAUCCCAGCUGGAUCAAGAUCAAGCUGCCCUGGCUGCAGUAACUUCCUCCCCAGCCAGUGCAUCGAAAAGAUGGCCUGGAGCAUCUGCGUGGCCUUCCUGGGAUCUUCUGGACUCUCCAGAAGACCCCUUCAGUAUUGAAAGAGAAGCCCGGCUUCAUCGGCAGGCGGCAGCUGUGAACGAAGCAACCUGCACCUGGAGCGGGCAGCUGCCUCCCCGAAACUACAAGAACCCCGUCUACUCCUGCAAAGUGUUCCUGGGAGGAGUCCCGUGGGACAUUACAGAAGCUGGGCUGAUCAACACUUUCCGUGUUUUUGGCUCCCUGAGUGUGGAGUGGCCCGGUAAGGAUGGCAAACACCCACGCUGUCCUCCCAAAGGUAAUAUGCCUAAAGGAUACGUCUACCUGGUGUUUGAGUCAGAGAAGUCGGUGCGUGCCCUGCUCCAGGCGUGCUCCCAGGACCUGCUGAGCCCUGACGGGCUCAGUGAGUACUACUUCAAGAUGUCCAGCCGCAGGAUGCGCUGCAAAGAGGUGCAGGUGAUCCCAUGGGUGCUGGCCGACAGCAACUUCGUGCGCAGCCCCUCUCAGCGGCUGGACCCCAGCAAGACGGUGUUUGUGGGGGCCCUGCACGGGAUGCUCAACGCAGAGGCCCUGGCAGCCGUCAUGUAUGACCUGUUUGGAGGGGUGGUCUAUGCUGGCAUCGACACUGACAAGCACAAGUAUCCCAUAGGGUCGGGCCGUGUCACCUUCAACAACCAGCGCAGUUACCUGAAGGCUGUGACCGCUGCGUUCGUGGAGAUCAAAACCACCAAGUUCACCAAGAAGGUUCAGAUCGACCCAUACCUGGAGGACUCCAUGUGCCAAGUGUGCAAUGCCCAGCCUGGCCCAUUCUUCUGCAGAGACCAGAUCUGCUUCAAGUACUUCUGCCGCUCGUGCUGGCACUGGCAGCACUCCAUGGAGGUCCUGCGCCACCACCGCCCGCUGAUGCGCAACCAGAAGAACCGGGACUCCAGCUAAGAGGCCGCGGGGCUGCCGCGGGCAGAGUCCUGGGAGAACCUGCCCCGAGGAGAGCGCAGCAGCGCCUGCCGGAGCCAGGCCCGGCUGGGAACGUUCUUCCUUGAGGACUGACGGGGAAAAAACAAAAAAUCUUACAUUCAUGUUUGCACUUGCUGGUCUUUUUGUUUCUGCACUAAUGCACAGUGAGUUUUGUUGGGGUUUGUUUGGGGGUGUUUUGAGGGGGGGAGCGCCCCUCAAGCCAUUCUGCAGUUCCCAGACUUUGGUUCCUGGUUUGCUGACGAGAAGCAAAAAUUGAAAAUGAAUAAACCCAACCAACCAAGGGCCAUGUGUUGCGGAGGCGUCGCCGCAGGCGCCUCCGCCCUGGUUUUUUUAUUUUUUAAAGGCGCUUUUUUACAUUCCUUGCAAUACUGGUGGAGAGAGCGCAGGUCUCAUUGGUCAUUGUUUUGCCGUUGCCAUACAGUGCCUUUCCAUUCAUUUACCCCCACCUGGAUGGUGUGACCUGGGUGUUCAGCUGGCGUUUUUUACUGUAACAACAAGGAGACUUUGCUCUUCAUUUAAACCAAAUCAUAUUUCAUAUUUUACGCUCGAGGGUUUUUACGAGUUCCUUUUUACACUCUUAAAAACAGUUUUUAAGUCGUUUGAAACGAGAGAUUUUUUUCUUUCCUGGCAGCUUUUAACAUUAUUGCAAUUUGUGUCUGGGGGCUGCUGGCAGGACGUUGUAAAUCCAGGGGUUUGCAACGGGACAGGCCGGGCUUUGUUUUUGUUUUUGGAUUUGAAACUGGACGGGAUGAGGAUCUCUGAGCUGCUGUAUAUAGUUUUAAAUAGUUUGUUGCACUUUUUUAAGUUGCACUUAUGGGGGGUUGAUAGAGGUUUUUAAUCACACAAAGUCACAGGACUUACCUUUUCUUUUGUAACAAGCUAAAAAAGGGCUGCGUUUUGGUGGACGAUGAAGGUUCCUGGGAGCCCUUUCUCUUAGAGGGGACAAGUAAUUUUCCUUUUCUUCCCGAGAUGUUUGGAGUAUCAGUGCAGUCGACCGAAAUGCUGCUGCUGGGAUUUGAGACCUUUAAUUAUGCCGAUUAUUAUUAUUUUGUUACUUUCCCCUCUAUCGGAAGCUGUGUGCCAAAGAACCAGUGUCAUAAUUUCUCCCUCUUUACUAUGGUUAUUUUUUUUUUCUUUCCUGCUGAGCUGAUGUUGCAUUGUUGCAUAUCCCAGCUGCUCUUUGUGGGGUUUUGUGAAGCUGUGUGUGAAGUCUCUACCUCAUUGUAGUAUAUGCAGGCAAGACUGCACUCUCCUACAGACGCGUGGAGUAAGCUGUGGUGUAGUUUUUGGCACAUAAUAAACACGUUGCAGCAAAAAAAA